AUGGAUCCCCCUCGUACCCCCAUUGACGCAAUGAAGCAAGAAAUAUCUGAACAAGAACCACAACAGUCUCAAACGACCUCGUCCUCGUCCUCGAUCUCCUCACACAAAGGAAACAAUGAAGCCUCCGAACCCCCCGAGUUCACGAUCUCAACCCGCUUCGUCAUGGCAUUUGUGGCACUCGCAGUCCUCACACUCAUGGUAGCCUUGGAUGGCACAUCGAUCAGCGUGGCUUUGCCCAUCAUCGCACGCAAAUUGCACGGCACCGCCAUCGAGGCUUUCUGGGCAGGCACUUCUUUCCUGUUAGCAUCGACGGUGUUCCAGCCCAAUUUUGCUUCAUUCAGCCACAUAUUCGGCCGCAUGCCGGUGAUUAUGGUAUCGAUCGCCUUCUUCUUCGUUGGAGUCAUGAUGGCUGCCUUGUCAAACAACUUUGGCGUCCUGCUUGCUGGUCGUUCAAUUCAAGGUAUCGGCGGUGGUGGGAUCAUUGUCAUGACCGAAAUCGUGAUCACGGACCUCGUGCCCCUCCGCUGGCGAGGUCAAUGGGCCGGCAUCAUCGCCGGAAUGUGGAGUAUUGGUAGCGUGUCAGGCCCGAUCAUCGGCGGUGCGUUUGCCCAGGUCCAAUGGCGCUGGAUCUUCUGGAUCAAUCUUCCCUUCAUCGGGGUCGGAGUCAUCAUGGUGCCAUUAUUCCUGCGCCUGAACAUCAUACCACAGAGCAUCGCCGCCAAACUGCGUCGUGUCGACUGGAUCGGCACCGUCCUGUUUGUCGGCAGCAUGACGAGCUUCCUCAUCCCUCUGACCUGGGGCGGAGUCAUGUAUUCGUGGUCGUCAUGGCGCACAUUGGUUCCCCUUCUUAUCGGCGCCGCGGGCCUCGUGGGCUUCUGCUUCUUUGAGAGGUACAUCGCUCCCGAACCCCUGCUGCGACUCUCCAUUUUCUCCAACCGCACGGCGAACAUCGCCUACGUGACCACCACCCUGCACGGCAUGAUCCUGUGGUGUCUCUUGUACUAUCAGCCUCUGUACUUCGAAGCCGUCAAAGGAUACUCACCGGUCGUCUCUGGCGUGGCUUUGUUCCCCGCCACUUUCACGGUGGCGCCCAUGGCCGUCGUCACGGGCCUCCUCAUCACCAAGUUCGCCGCAUACCGCUGGGCCAUCUGGUCGGGCUGGGCCAUUACCACCCUGGGCCUCGGCCUUCUCGUCCUGCUCGAUGUCGAUACCAAGAUCCCGCAAUGGAUCUUCCUCGACUUGGUCUCGGGAAUUGGCCUGGGAAUCUUGUUCCCAUCGCUGCAAUUCCAGCUCCAAGCCGCCAGCAGUAAUGCAGACAUGGCGUUCGCCGUGGCCAUGUUCGUCUUUUUCCGAUCGUUCGGACAGUCGCUCGGUGUCGCGGUCGGUGGCGUCAUCUUCCAGAACGAGAUGGCCAGCAAUCUCGAAGCAUACUCUGCGUACGCGGCUCAGGCAUCCGAGCUGGCCAAGGACGCCGCGGCCCUCGUCGAGAUCAUCAAGCAUACUCCCUCGGGCCAAGGAAAGCUGGAGCUCCGCACCGCAUACACGGACAGUCUGCGCACGGUCUACAUCGUCAUGAUUGCACUGGCCGGCCUGUGUUUUGCGGCCAGUCUAUUCAUCAAAGGAUAUGAUUUGAAUGUCGGCCUUGAGACGGAGCAAGGUUUAAUCCAGAGUAAAAAGGACCGCACAGUCAAGGUCGAGGAGGGAGGCGGGGAAAAUGUCGAAGCUUGA
Rhinocladiella mackenziei CBS 650.93 is the source of this 1728-nucleotide messenger RNA. RefSeq lists its product as uncharacterized. The transcript has 2 exons. The record is from RefSeq and is a predicted model, not a curated record. Gene Ontology annotation, molecular function: transmembrane transporter activity. Gene Ontology annotation, biological process: transmembrane transport. Bases 1 to 1728 code for a protein of 575 amino acids. Lineage: Eukaryota; Fungi; Ascomycota; Eurotiomycetes; Chaetothyriales; Herpotrichiellaceae.